UGGGCACCGGCGCGGGCGGCACAGCACCGCAGACCUUGCGUCUCCCGCUCUUCCAGUCGCCGGGGUGGCGGGCCGACCCCUGGGCGGCCGGUGCCGACGAGCGCCAUUCCCGUGUCGCUCCGCCCGCGCGGGCCGCCCGAGCCGGCCACCAUGCCGCUGGGCCUGAAGCCCACCUGCAGCGCGUGCAAGACCACGUCCUCCUCCAUGUGGAAGAAGAGCCCACAGGGCGAGAUCCUCUGUCACCACUGCACCGGCCGGGGCGGCGGCGGCGGCGGCGGCGGCGCGGGGGUGGCGGGCGGGACCGGGGGCGCCGGCGGCUUCGGCUCGGCCACCUUCGCCAGCACCUCGGCCGGCCCUCCGCAGAGCAACGGGGGCGGGGGCGGCAAGCAGAGUAAGCAAGAAAUUCACAGAAGGUCUGCUCGGCUCAGAAAUACGAAAUACAAAUCUGCUCCGGCUGCUGAAAAGAAAGUUUCCACUAAAGGAAAAGGGAGAAGGCAUAUUUUUAAAUUAAAAAACCCUAUCAAAGCUCCUGAAUCUGUUUCCACUAUAAUUACUGCAGAAUCCAUCUUCUUCAAGGGAGUAUAUUAUCAAAUUGGUGAUGUUGUUUCUGUGAUUGAUGAGCAAGAUGGAAAGCCGUACUAUGCCCAGAUCAGGGGCUUUAUUCAGGACCAGUACUGUGAGAAGAGUGCAGCACUGACGUGGCUCAUUCCUACCCUCGCCAGCCCCAGGGACCAGUUUGAUCCAGCGUCCUAUAUAAUAGGGCCAGAGGAAGACCUUCCAAGGAAGAUGGAGUACCUGGAAUUUGUCUGCCAUGCACCUUCUGAGUAUUUCAAGUCAAGGUCCUCUCCAUUUCCUACAGUCCCCACCAGACCAGAGAAGGGCUACAUAUGGACUCAUGUUGGACCUACUCCUGCAAUAACUAUUAAGGAAACAGUUACCAACCACGUAUAGUUACAAAACCAAACCUGGGGCAUGUUAUGUAGCAUGUAUGAAGAUUUGGUUUUAAUCCCCAGAACAUACAUACACACUGCAAAAUAAAACCAGAUUUCCAAUUUCUUAUAUUUUAAUAUAAUGAGAUAUGCCACACAUUUUUUCACUUGAAGUCUGUCUUUUUUUUUUUUUUUAGGUUUUUGAGAUCUCUCUGCCUCACCCUCCUUGAGUCCUUGAGUGUUGGGAUUACACCACAACUAAUUAAUGCCAGAUACUUCUUUCAUGAAGCUCCUCCAUGGAAAUAUGACUUGAGGAAGUUUUUAAUCCUAAUAUCCCUAAUUAUUAACUCAUUUAGCACCUGUUGCUUAGAAAAAUUACAGGGUGGGAAAAGGAUGAAUCUGAAGUUUAAUAUUAAAUUCCAUGCAUAUUUCCCCAGACAAAAGUGGCAGUUUCCAGGGAAACCAUUAGAAACAUGAAUGUCUAUUUUUAUUCAAAUUUAUUUAUCCAGACACAUGAACUGUAUUUUUAUAUAGGUACAGAACAUCAAGUUUUAGAUUUCUGGUGUUUUUCUCCUCAAGACAGGGUUUUUUUUGCGUAGUACUGGAACUUGCUCUGUAGACCAGGAUGGCCUCGAACUCACAGAGCUCCACUUGCCACUACCUCCCGAGUGCUGGGAUUAAAGGUGUGUGCCACUACAUCUGGCUUACUUAGAUUUCUGAUCAGGGACUAAAUCAAAAUGUGUUUCAGAAAGCAACACCAUCUUUUUUUUCCUUCUCUAUAAGCAGACCUUAGCUGCUUUAGCCCUACAGAAAGCAAUUGGUAGGUGAUUUUAUUAGCUCUGGCUCUCUAAAACUUAGAACUCAUGCUGUAGGCAUUCAGCUGCUUUAGUCCAACUGCCUUUUACUGUUAGCACCUGCUGCUUCUGUGAGAUCGUUCUUCAAUCGUGCCUUUGAUCUACAAUGUAGACAUCCCUUCUUUCUACUCAGGCCUCAGGCCCCGUAACACUUUCCUAUUAUUAGGGUAGUGACUGCUGACUGUCUUGGAAGUCAUUAGUUUUGAUAAUCCAAAGACUCGAAGUUAAACCAUUUGCUGAGGACUCUUGGUGUGCUUUGCCUGGGAAAGCCAGUUGUAUGUUUCAAAUGCAACUUGGUCUCAUACAGAGGAGGAAUGGGCAGGCACCCACUUGCCGCCUCUAUCCUGAUCUACGCAGACAGAAGUUUUAAACACAGGAAUUUAUGAGAAUUUGACAUAAUCUUAAUGAUUUUCAUCAGAACUCUUUUACCUUUUUCUGGCAUCCCAAAGUUGGGAAGAAGCAUCUUCCUCCUUAGGAAAAAAACUACAAUAAAGUUCAUUGUAAAUAUUGUUGGAAAUGACUUUCUAAAUGCUAAUAUUCCAGUAUGAGAUUAAAAUAUAUUUUUACAGUGGG
Molecule: messenger RNA, 2356 nt
Organism: Phodopus roborovskii (desert hamster)
Lineage: Eukaryota; Metazoa; Chordata; Mammalia; Rodentia; Cricetidae
Gene: Gatad1
Product: GATA zinc finger domain containing 1
Exons: 5
Coding region: 151-951 (266 amino acids)
Biological process (GO): regulation of DNA-templated transcription; chromatin organization
Cellular component (GO): nucleus
Molecular function (GO): sequence-specific DNA binding; zinc ion binding
Source: RefSeq, a predicted model, not a curated record